Molecule: messenger RNA, 672 nt
Organism: Vicia villosa (hairy vetch)
Lineage: Eukaryota; Viridiplantae; Streptophyta; Magnoliopsida; Fabales; Fabaceae
Exons: 1
Coding region: 1-672 (223 amino acids)
Source: RefSeq, a predicted model, not a curated record
AUGAUAGGGACUGUUGUCUGGUACCCUUUCGGUGAUAAUGUUUGGAAAAACAUUCAAUGUUUCCCUGUAGUUCCAUACUAUCGUGUGGCUCUUGUUCGCCAUAGAGAGCAACGUGUUAAUGAAGGAGUGUAUUUGAAUGGUACAGUUAACUGGUUGGCCAUUCCAAAUUCCAAAUAUUUUUGGGGACAAUAUGAAGAACAUGAAGAUCUUCCGGCAAUUGAUCAAUUUGUGAUUAUCUCGUUGGAUCUAGGUACCGAGACAUACAACCAAUUGCUUCUCCCUCGGGAUUUAGUUGAAGUCCCGACUCUUUUGCCAACUAUUAGUGUGUUGAGGGACUGCCUUUGUUUUUCCUAUCAUAUUAAGACCACACAUUUUGCUAUAUGGAUGAUGAUGGAAUUUGGAGUGCAAGAGUCUUGGACUCAAUUCCUUAAUAUUAGUUAUGCAGAUCUUCAAAUUGAUUAUGAAUCCCCACGAUAUGGUUAUGAUCAUCUACUGCACCCGCUGUGUCUUUUCGAGGAUGAUGACACAAUAAUAUUAGCAAGUAGUCAUGAAGAGCAAGCAUUUCUCUAUAAUUGGAGAGAUAAUAGAGUAAGCAAAACUAGAAUUGCCAACAAUGUAUUGUGGAUGUUUUCCCGUGAUUAUAUUGAAACCUUGGUUUCAACCUGUGGUUGA